This is a messenger RNA of Merops nubicus (carmine bee-eater), 1609 nucleotides long. It is a transcript of the gene CACNB2, whose product is annotated as calcium channel, voltage-dependent, beta 2 subunit. Gene Ontology annotation, cellular component: voltage-gated calcium channel complex. Gene Ontology annotation, molecular function: high voltage-gated calcium channel activity. The coding region runs from base 1 to 1008 and encodes 335 amino acids. NCBI's taxonomy places the organism in Eukaryota, Metazoa, Chordata, Aves, Coraciiformes, Meropidae. Gene Ontology annotation, biological process: calcium ion transmembrane transport; regulation of voltage-gated calcium channel activity; neuromuscular junction development. The record is from RefSeq and is a predicted model, not a curated record. The transcript has 5 exons.
AUGCAGCAAGCAUUUUUAUCUGCUUUUCCUAUAUACAGGGACUGGGGUCUUACAGGAAAGGCAGGGAUUGCAGGACCAGGUGGAGCUGAAGUUCAAAGUGAAAUUGAACGGAUUUUUGAGUUAGCAAGGACACUGCAGUUGGUAGUGCUAGAUGCUGAUACCAUUAACCACCCAGCUCAACUAAGCAAAACCUCUCUGGCUCCCAUUAUAGUAUAUGUAAAGAUUUCUUCUCCUAAGGUUUUACAGAGGUUAAUAAAGUCUCGAGGGAAAUCUCAAGCCAAACACCUUAAUGUUCAGAUGGUGGCAGCUGAUAAACUGGCACAGUGUCCUCCGGAGAUGUUCGAUGUAAUUCUUGAUGAGAACCAGCUUGAAGAUGCUUGUGAGCACCUUGCUGACUACCUGGAAGCCUACUGGAAGGCCACACAUCCACCCAGCAGUAAUCCUCCUAACCAGCUUCUCACUCGCACACUUGCAACAGCCACUCUUCCUAUUAGCCCAGGUCCAAAUAUUAAUUUACAGGGUUCUCAAGGAGACCAGAGGAAUGACCAUUCAGUCCCUGAACGCAGCAGUUCACAAAUUGAAGAGGAAGCACAGGUUGAACCUAUCAAGAAGUCUCAGCAUCGCUCCUCCUCAAGCCAACACCACAAUCAUCGCAGUGGUGGGAGACGCCUGUCGAGGCAAGAAACUUUUGACUCAGAAACACAAGACAGCAGAGAUUCGGCUUACGUGGAGCCGAAGGAGGACUACUCACAUGAGCACGGUGACCACUAUGAUUCUCACAGGGAUCACAAUCAUAGAGACGAGUCCCACAAGAGCAGUGAUCACAGACACAGAGAAUCAAGGCAUCGCUCAAAGGAGAGGGACCGCGAGCAGGACCACAACGAAUGCAACAAACAGCGUAGUCGCCAUAAAUCAAGGGACCAAUAUUGUGACAAGGAUGGGGAAGUGAUAUCAAAGAAACGUAAUGAUGCAGGAGAAUGGAACAGGGAUGUCUACAUCCGUCAGUAACUUUUGCCUCUGGCAGUCCUGUGUUUCUCUGAAGUCUUGUAACAAUGCCCCUUGAAAAAUAUCUUUGGGUUCUUCAUUGCAGAACAUAUGGUAUCCUUCUGUAUGCUGAUUUGUAUUGCUGUUGCUUGCAUAGCAAUAGCAUGAAAUAGAAUAUUCAUAUACUUAUAUUUUUUUUUUGUUAGUGCUGUAUGGAUUAGCACGGUACAACUGCAGAGUUCCUGAUGCUGUACUGUGCCAUUUUUUCAAGCUGUUUUUUGGUAGCUGCCACUUGAACAAUAUCUGUUGCCAUCAAGGUGUUGUUAGUGUUUUUUAAAGAAGGUACAUUUGAUGUUUAAUAACUUCCCAUGUAUUCAGCAAGCCAGAAUCAGCACAUAAAAAAAUCUAAAACUUUUUGUCUGCUCUGAUUUUUAAUUUGUAUGCACUUGAUUUGCGUAUUGGUUUAAGAGCCACUUUAUGUUGCUUGUACCUCUGGUGGACUCCAUUUGAAGACAGAGUUCAGUCUUGCCUUACACACAGGGGAUCGUAAAGUCCAAAUCUAUUUUCUAUGUACUAGUACUGUGUACUGUAUAUACCGUUUAUAAAUGUUAUUUCUGCAGACACC